Raphanus sativus (radish) is the source of this 1701-nucleotide messenger RNA. RefSeq lists its product as uncharacterized. The record is from RefSeq and is a predicted model, not a curated record. Lineage: Eukaryota; Viridiplantae; Streptophyta; Magnoliopsida; Brassicales; Brassicaceae.
UUAUGAGGCCGAGACUGGUGAUGACUCUGUGUCUGGGCAUAGAGAAGAGCAGCCGCUUGUUGAAGAUAUUGCUAGCUCGGUUCAGAGGUCAGCCUCUGGUGAGUUUAUGAGAAAGCGCGAAGGAGCGGGUGAUUCGGAGUCUGUGUUGGACAAGGAUGAGGCGCAGUCUAAGACUGGUUCCUCCAGUGCUGGGAAAGAAAUUGUACAGGAUUGUGAGAUCUCAAAGGUGUCCGAAGGUUCUUGUAGCUUGAGUGCUGGAUCAGGGGAGAUGAUAGGUAGGAACGGUGGUAAUGGUGGAGAGAACGAGAGCCAGAAUGCUGUCGAAGAUGCACCUAUCCAUCAACAUGGUGAAGAUGCACCUAUCCAUAAGCAUUGUGAUGCUUAUGAAUCCUUCACGGAGAGUGGUAUUGAUUUGGCAACGCUGUGUAAGUUUGAGAAGGUGCCUACGAGGAUGCGCUCUUCUCUGACUGCUAAAAACACCAAGCUGCAUUUGAGUCAGAAUAUCAAGGAAACCUCUCGUAAUCCUGGACUCCUAGAAGAAGAUCAAGCAUGUGAGACUCGAGGCCAAUCAUCUGGAAAAGCUGAUAGUACUGGGGAUGGAACUUUCAACGACCAAGUUGAAGAUUUGCCUGUUGAGAACAGUAAAUGUCCUAGGUCUAAUUCUUUCCCCAAUAGGGAAAACAAGGAGAAAGAUUCAGAAUUAGAAUUGCCUAAUAUCCAUAGAUCAUAUUCGAUGGGGAAAGGAGGCGAGAAGCGAGCUAAUGAAGGCAGUAGUGACAUGGAGGAGGGAGCAAAAAGACAGAAAAAUUGGGUGUCUUUGCCAGUUUCUGAAGGCUUCAACGCAUUCAAAGCAAGCGAAAUCCAAAGCGACGAGGAAGAAGAAGAAAAGCCAAUCUCAUUCUACAUGAGGCUGAUCGACGUUGGUACUGGAAAAACAGACAACCGUGAAAGUCUGGCUAAUAAAGGCAAUGAUAGUAUACAGAGCGGAAAAUCAGGACAUGGGUAUGCAGAAGAGCAUCAGCUGUUUCCUGCUUCGUUUAAGAUGUGCGACCUAAAUCUAGGGGGAGCAUCGAAUGGGAAUGAUGGCAAAAGAGAACCUGGUCAAGCUGUUGGUUUUGAUCUAUCGAUCAGCAGUUCUAGCAAGCCUAUUGAUUUCAGUACUAAUACUAGGAUGAGCAAUGGUAAAGAGAUAGAAGUGAUUGAUUUGGACAAUGAUGAUUCCCCAGAAGUGGUCAAGUCAGGGAGAAAGCAAGAAGCUGGUCCAUAUAUGGGCAUUGAUGAUGUUCCAGACUACAAUGAAGGGCUGAUGAUGGUUGAGUAUCUUGAUUCAUUUGGAAACAUUCCUCCAAUAAACCCGGGAGUUAGUACUACUGUGCCACAGAACAACGACAUUGCUCUUCAAGACCAACGAGAGGGAGCUCUUGUAAAUGAGCAAGCAGCAAAUAAUACAGACGACGAUUCGAUAUUCAUGUCGCUGGGAGAAAUACCAUUGACAUUCUUGCAAACUUGGGACCAACCUCCGGCUAGAGGCUACGAGAAGCCUUUCUGAUUCGCUUUUUCUUUUUGUGUUACUAGUUAUCAUUAUUAUUAUGAUAUACAUGUCUGUGUACUUGAGUGUGUAGCCUUUGCAUUUGUCCUAAUCCGUCUCAAGAUGUAAAAGAUUAAGAACGACAUUAGUGUGUGUGUUUAUGGUUGUGGCCU